Messenger RNA from Microtus oregoni (creeping vole), 1070 nucleotides. RefSeq names its product melatonin receptor 1A (gene Mtnr1a). Gene Ontology annotation, molecular function: melatonin receptor activity. The record is from RefSeq and is a predicted model, not a curated record. Gene Ontology annotation, cellular component: membrane. NCBI's taxonomy places the organism in Eukaryota, Metazoa, Chordata, Mammalia, Rodentia, Cricetidae. The coding region runs from base 9 to 1070 and encodes 353 amino acids. Gene Ontology annotation, biological process: G protein-coupled receptor signaling pathway. The transcript is spliced from 2 exons.
AGGGGACCAUGAGGGACAAUGGCAGCGCCCUGCUCAAUGCCUCUCAGCAGGUACCAGGCAGCGGGGAGGAUGGGCGGCCGCGGCCGUCGUGGCUGGCGUCUACACUGGCCUCCAUCCUCAUCUUCACCAUCGUGGUGGACAUCCUGGGCAAUUUGCUGGUCAUCCUGUCUGUGUAUCGCAACAAGAAGCUCAGGAACGCAGGAAAUUUAUUUGUGGUGAGCUUAUCUGUGGCGGACCUCGUGGUGGCUAUUUACCCAUAUCCCUUGGUGCUGGCAUCCGUCAUUAACAAUGGAUGGAAUCUGGGUUAUGUGCACUGUCAAAUCAGUGCAUUUUUGAUGGGUUUGAGUGUCGUUGCCUCGAUUUUCAGCAUCACCGGGAUCGCCAUCAACCGCUACUGCUACAUUUGCCACAGUCUCAAGUAUGACAGACUAUACAGUAACAAGAACUCCCUCUGCAAUGUGUUCCUGAUAUGGAUGUUGACCCUUGUCGCCAUUAUGCCCAACCUGCAAACCGGAACUCUCCAGUAUGAUCCCCGGAUCUACUCCUGUACCUUCACCCAGUCUGUUAGCUCUGUGUACACGAUAUCAUUGGUGGUUUUCCAUUUCAUUGUGCCUAUGGUUAUCGUCAUCUUCUGCUACUUAAGAAUCUGGAUCCUGGUUCUCCAGGUCAGACAGAGGGUCAAACCUGACAGCAAACCCAAACUGAAGCCACAGGACUUUAGGAACUUCAUCACCAUGUUUGUUGUUUUUGUGCUUUUUGCCAUCUGCUGGGCUCCACUCAACUUCAUCGGGCUCAUUGUGGCCUCAGACCCUGCCACCAUGGUCCCCAGGAUUCCAGAGUGGCUGUUUGUGGCUAGUUACUACAUGGCAUAUUUCAACAGCUGCCUCAAUGCCAUUAUAUAUGGACUCCUGAACCAAAAUUUCAGACAGGAAUACAAAAGAAUUAUCGUCUCGUUGUGCACAGCCAAGAUGUUCUUUGUGGACAGCUCAAACGAUGCAGCAGAUAAGAUGAAAUGUCGGCGUGCUCCAUUAAAAGCCAAUAAUAAUUUAAUAAAGAUGGACUGUGUUUGA